AUGGGAAGUACAGCAGUGCAAAAAGGAUUACUAGCAAUAAGCAUUUUGCUAAUUUUCAUUGGUCUUGGAUUUACAUUUGCUGGUGUAUUCUCACCAGCAUGGCAGGUGGUUGACAUUCGUGAAUUUCGAGCUGAGCAUCAACAUGGCUUAUGGUGGGAUUGUACUCGAGCCGAGAAGCAUGUCGUUGCGGUGGCUGAUUUCUAUGCAGAAGAACCACUACAUUGUAUGUAUAAAUUUGAUCGUAGUGCUGAAAUGGUAAUUGAAAAUACAUUAAAUAAUAUUGAUGAAGAUGGAGCUGCUGGUGAAUCUGAACAUCAUCGAUUCUGGGCAUGGCAUAAAGCAAUUCUUUUUUUCAUACUUUUCUCGCAAUUUCUUGCAUUUAUUUCAUUGUGCACUGGUGUUUGCAUACCUUGCUUUCGACCUACAGCAUUUAUCUUCACUCUUUCACUCUUUAUAGCUGUGUUAUUUUCAUUAAUUGCUGAUGGCGUUUUCUUCCUAGCAGCAAAUAGAGUUGACAAUCGUUUUGUGCAAGGAAUGGUUGGCAGCUAUGAACAACGAAUCGGUUAUGCAUUCUAUGUGCAUUUGAUUGGUACACUCUGUUGGAUAGUUGCAUUUCUGUUUGCACUGCUUACGACGUACAAAUUUUUCACGGAACGAUACUCUUCGCGUACCGGCGUACAUUUUCGUUCCGAUGCUGAUCCACCACUUCUGGAAAAAUACAAUGUGGUACCGUCUAGGCCAUCACCGCCAAUAACUUAUGUCCGCGAACAUACCUAUCGAGUUACCAGUGCCUAA
Molecule: messenger RNA, 795 nt
Organism: Brugia malayi
Lineage: Eukaryota; Metazoa; Nematoda; Chromadorea; Rhabditida; Onchocercidae
Exons: 6
Coding region: 1-795 (264 amino acids)
Cellular component (GO): membrane
Source: RefSeq, a predicted model, not a curated record